AUGGGCGAGGCAAUCGACAGUAAACAUGAAUAUAUUCUCCGCCAUCCGACCAGAGCCCUGGCGGCGCUCUCCGUGGCCUGGAAAAUCGCCCUGUUCGCGACUGUCGCUAAUUGCCCCGGCCUCGGCUACGACACCUCCACCACCCUGUUGAUCCCGCCUGCCACCGCUCUUUCGACACCGUCGUCUGCCGUCUGGAAUUGGAUUCGAUGGGAUGCCAUCUAUUUCGUUCGCGUGGCUGAGAGGGGCUACCUGUUUGAGCAGGAAUGGGCUUGGGGGUAUGGAUACACGCGCUUGCUGAGCCAUGUUAGCUCUGCUUUCGUGCAAUCCGGCCCCGUCUCUAUCUCGGCCAUCGCAAUCUGCGGUGUAGUCCUCUCCCAUGUGGCGCAUUUUCUGUCCGUGUUGGUCCUUCACGCCCUCACAAAAUCCUUGUUCGGAUACGACACCCAGUCCCAAAGGGCCUUCUGUCUGAUCUCCGCCGCCCUCCAUGUCAUCUCCCCCGCAGGCGCUUUCCUCUCUGCCCCGUACGGCGAAUCGAUAUUCUCCCUCCUGAAUCUGACCGGCUUCUAUCUCUACUCGUCGGCGCUCAUUUCUGAAAGUGCUGGGAGGCGAGGACGGCGUGAUACUCAUUUCUUGCUGGCGGGCAUUGCCUUUGCUGUGGCGACCACAGUUCGCGGCAAUGGCAUCUUGAGCGGCUGUUUGUUUGCGUACGACGCCAUCCAAGGAGCGCUCCAACUUCUCCGUCAGGGGAUUUCUGUAGAUUUGAUUCGCCGUACUGGCUUUGUCGUCCUGGGUGGAAUGACGGUUGCGUUGGGCUCGAUCAUACCCCAAUUUAUCGCCUUCACUGAGUACUGUGGAGGUUCGACCCGUCGGCCGUGGUGCGAACAACUUUUGCCCAGCAUCUAUGGCUGGGUCCAGGCCCAUUACUGGAACGUUGGGUUUUUGAAAUACUGGACCGUAUCCAAUUUGCCGCUCUUCAUUCUCGCCGCCCCGAUGCUCGUGAUCAUGCUCUACUCGUCGUUCGUAACACCGACGGGACGUAUCGGACCAUAUCCCCCAUCCCGCGUCAUCGAUCACGUGCAUGUCACCCAGUCUGCACUGGCUCGCCUCGCCAUUGCACAGGGCAUUCUGGCGUUCAUGGCACUGACGACCUUCCACGUCCAGAUCAUCAAUCGCAUCGCAUCUGGUUAUCCCCUGUGGUAUUGGUGUCUGUCCAGCUUGGCGCUGGAACACUCCAAGUCGUCGGGCAGUCGGACGUUCGCGGUGGCGGUUCAAGGAAUGGCCAUGUACGCGCUGAUCCAGGCGGUUCUCUUUGGUUCUUUUCUUCCUCCCGCAUAG
This is a messenger RNA of Talaromyces atroroseus, 1335 nucleotides long. Its product is annotated as GPI mannosyltransferase 2. Gene Ontology annotation, molecular function: alpha-1,6-mannosyltransferase activity; GPI mannosyltransferase activity. The coding region runs from base 1 to 1335 and encodes 444 amino acids. NCBI's taxonomy places the organism in Eukaryota, Fungi, Ascomycota, Eurotiomycetes, Eurotiales, Trichocomaceae. Gene Ontology annotation, biological process: GPI anchor biosynthetic process. Gene Ontology annotation, cellular component: endoplasmic reticulum membrane; mannosyltransferase complex. The record is from RefSeq and is a predicted model, not a curated record. The transcript is spliced from 3 exons.